Microthlaspi erraticum is the source of this 804-nucleotide messenger RNA. The record is from the annotation of a GenBank genome assembly. NCBI's taxonomy places the organism in Eukaryota, Viridiplantae, Streptophyta, Magnoliopsida, Brassicales, Brassicaceae.
AUGGUGUGCCAUGGAUUUAUCAGUAAACCGAAGCCGAGAUCAUUUGGAGUUCAUAAACAUGAAAGGAGAAACCGGAAUCAUCAAUCAGGAUGUUCGGCUGCAGCUGGCUCCAUCUUCACAUCCCUCAACAUGUCUAUCUUCACAUUCCACAACCGCCUCUUGCGUUGCGUCUCCAGGUUUUUCCGCCUGGCUAGCGCUACUCCUAGCCGUCGAGGCACCAUGAAACAAGGCUACAAAAAGCUCGAGAAGCCUCUGAGAAAAGGUAAUGACAAGAAGAGGACCAUCUUUCUUGAUCUUGAUGAAACAUUGGUGCAUGCAUCCAUGCAACCCCCAGUCAGGGUCAAUGUCGAUUUCACGGUGAGGAUAAAGAUCGAAGGAGCGGUUAUACCCAUGUUUGUGGUGAAACGACCAGGAGUUACAGAGUUUCUUGACAAGAUCGGUAAGAAUUUCCGGGUGGUGGUUUUCACAGCCGGGUUGCCUGAAUAUGCUUCACAGGUUUUGGAUAAACUUGACAAGAACCGCGUGAUCUCGCAGCGGCUGUAUCGAGAUUCUUGCACGGAGAUGAAUGGGAGAUAUGCUAAAGACUUGUCUUUGUUUGCGAGGACAGACCUCGGGAAUGUUUUGCUAGUCGACGAUAACCCUUUCUCCUACUUGUUGCAGCCUGAUAAUGGAGUUCACAUUAAGCCUUUUGUGGAUGACAUGGAAGAUCAAGAACUGAUGAAGCUUGCUGAGUUCUUCGAUAAAUGUUAUCAGUAUGAAGAUUUGAGGGAUGCAGCAUCAGAAUUUCUUUCCAACAAAAACUGA